Messenger RNA from Lachancea nothofagi CBS 11611, 813 nucleotides. Lineage: Eukaryota; Fungi; Ascomycota; Saccharomycetes; Saccharomycetales; Saccharomycetaceae. The record is from the annotation of a GenBank genome assembly.
AUGGAAGAUCCCUUUUUACAAUUCUCGCCCUUUGCGCAGAGCGAGAACCUGAUACUGCGCCAUUCGGUCGAGGUGGUGGUAUCAUUUCUCAUGUACCAUUUCGUAUUUGGCAUGUGGCUUGCUCCCACUAUCAACCGGAUAGCAUUUGGCAAACACUACACGGAGCUUGAAGAUAAGAAUACCAAGCUCAACUUUGAUAUUCACACGGUCUCUAUGCUCCAGUGUGUGGUGAGCUUGUCUUUAACGUGGCCCAUUUUGUUCCAGCCUUUGUCGCUCAGCUUGGCUACGUACCAGAACCCGUACAACUCGAUGGUGGCUGCAGUGACAUGCGGCUAUUUCAUCUGGGACUUGUACGUUUGCCUCAAACACUUUUCGCUUUUCGGGAUCGGGUUCCUGGGACAUGCCUUGGCGUCCCUUUAUGUGUUUGUAAUUGCGCUACGGCCAUUUUGCCAAUCUUGGGUCGGGAAAUUCCUCAUCUUCGAAGCCUCCACCCCUUUUGUCAACGUCAAUUGGUACAUCAGCCAACUCACGCGCACUUCGUCCAAACCGGUUGUCCCAAUGUGGUUCAACGCCCUGAACGGUGUAUUGUUGAUCUUGACUUUUUUCACGGUACGUAUUGUAUGGGGAUUUUCGGCAAUUGUGAUCUUGAUCCGUAAGCUAUGGGUUGAGUCGGAUGUCCUCCCAUUGUGGUUGCCCAGCACCGUGGUGCCAUUGAACCUGGCAUUGAAUACCUUAAAUGUGAUUUGGCUCAACAAAAUGAUCCGCAUAGCCAAAAAAAUGGCCAAGGGCUCAAAAAGUGGGAAAAGCUACUGA